Messenger RNA from Schizosaccharomyces japonicus yFS275, 2562 nucleotides. RefSeq names its product tubulin specific chaperone cofactor C. Gene Ontology annotation, biological process: post-chaperonin tubulin folding pathway. Lineage: Eukaryota; Fungi; Ascomycota; Schizosaccharomycetes; Schizosaccharomycetales; Schizosaccharomycetaceae. Bases 1369 to 2562 code for a protein of 397 amino acids. The transcript is spliced from 3 exons. The record is from RefSeq and is a predicted model, not a curated record.
AGAUGAAUACAAUACGUUUUAACCAUAAGCCGUGAACAUGGUUGUUACAAUUCAAUCUUCAUUCAAUCCAAGUAUUUGAACUCUUUAACUCGUAACAGAUUCUUAAAAAUCUCAUCUCGUCCUCAGUCUCAUCUUUAUAUAACUUAAUGUCCCUAACGAAAUGCUCUCGUAGGUUCUCCAAUGCGUGAAGCCAGACUUUUCACAGAUGGCCUCAAUUCCUUUCCGGGUCUAAUAACCGUAUGCUAUCUCUGCAUGGACAAUUUCAUCUUCGCGCUUCUUCUCAACAACGUGUCGAGGUAAAAAUCCAAAAGGGAGCAGGCUUCGACCAAACGAAGCUCCAUGAUGAUGAAAUACGAUAUCCUUCUCUACCAAGAAGGUCGAGCCCAAUAUGAUAUCGACAUUAUCGCACUUGGGAAUAACAACAAACUUUUCCCAUGAUACACAUCUUCCAAACCGAAAAAGCAAAGACUCGGUGAUCGCGCUGUUGGCCGUAAACUUCCUGCCAGGGUACCGGUAAAACAUACGGAUGGACCCCCUUGCAAGAGGAAUGUCAUUUGCUUCAACGAAAUCACGGGUGAUAAAGUUGAAGUCGCCAAUUGAAGACAGCCGACACCAGCAACGUAUGUAGUCAUUAACUUUACAUACAACGUCGUUUGUGCGCACUAGUUCCAUUGCCUGUUUGUGUACUUCACACUCCACUAUCUUCAAAGAGGGAGCAAUAAUAGGUUUAGGAGGUUCACUUUUCACUUCAGACGUAGACGAGUUAACGCCUUUAUCGCCAACCUUGUUCUUCUUCCCCGCGCUGAUGUUCAGUUCAACGGUUGGAUCGUCAUCCUCGGCCAACGAGUUUAACAUGUCAACAGCCACCUUCAACAAAUUGAUGACAUUGUUCAGUUUUUCCUUUCGAGUCGAACGGGCAAGGGAACUGUUAUCCUUCUGGGACUCCAACGAGCAAUCCUUCAUGGCAUUAUUGAUCGACUGAGUCAUUUCUAAGAGUUAACACUCGACAAUGGCUAAUAAAAACAAAGGAUGUGACUUGGGCGAACCCUUGGGGUCUUGUUUAAAAGGAAUAAAAUUGUAAAACUGAGAGUUCCCUGAAAUCCGAAACCGAAUAUCCUCCUCGUCUCACAGACGAAAAUUCCCAACUAAGAGUUGAGAAAGAUGAGCCUGAGGCACCGGUUUACCGCCACAUCCAUUUUUAUAUAAAUUGUGUGGACGCCUGAAAAGGUUGUGGUGGUGAGCUUUUGGUGGAGUAAAACAAGAUAACUCUAAUGACUCGUUUAGAUUAACUACAAAUGGAUACAUCAUCAUAACGUAAGCCGAGUUUAAGCUUAACUUAACUUCUGCUCCUCCGCGUACGCUUUCUCUAUGAACCAACUCGUAAUUGACUUAUUCUCGCUGCUCGAAACGCGUGAAUCGUUUCAAAUAGCUGCUCAAAUUCAGCUAAAUCAGGCAUUGGAUGCUCUUGCUCGUGCUCGCGCCGUCUUGCUGUCGUCGAACGACGCGUUAAGACUGCUUGUUCCCCGAAAGGCAACGUUGGCUGUCGAAGACGACGGAAGCUUGAACAAAAUACAUCCGUCCACCCUCCCAGCUUCCAUUUCUUCAUCUCCCACUUCAGCAAAGUGGAGGCGACGAAAACAUCCCACAAUUGAAUGUGGGGUGCUUAUUUAUACCCCACAUAAACCCCACAUCAGUUACGCUGCCUUGUUGGCUCGUGAUACAGCUGCACCCAGAAAAAAGCUGUCCAUGUCUUUUGUUGAACUACGAAAAGCCUUUCUGCUCGAGCUCUACAACACUUCGCGGCGUUUAGAAGCCUCAACGACUGACGCAGGAGCCGCGGAUGUUCCAGAAUUGUCCGCGGAACAAUGGCUUCAAGAGCGGUCACGGGAUCUGGCGCGUUUGACUUUAUUGUUUAAUGAAGAACGCGACGCGCUCUCCGCAUUUGACAAUCGCAAGCGCAUGGACCAGUUGACGCACAUGGCCGCCGAGCUUCACGAGCUUCGCACGCGUCUCUGCCCACGCGCUCCAUUUAAGUUUCGUAAAAAGCGUGAUGUUUCGUCCAACUCUGUGCAGUUGGACGCGUCUAGUCGAGAAGUGUCUGUAACGUCAGAGUGCACCGUACGUGACGGCACUCUCGUGCUCCGGAAUCUCCGUGGCGCUUCCAUUCCAUCCGCGGAAUGGAUACUUCUCGACAACAAUCGCAUCAAACUGAGUGCUUCAGGCCUCCGCGGUUGUUCCAUCCAUUUACCGCACUGCUCCGCGGUUCAUAUGGAAGACAUCGAAAAUUGUGACGUCAGCGUCGAUCUUGUGGAUGGUGCCGUACACGUGUCCGAAGCGAAAGCCUCCACAAUAAAUGUGACGUGUCAUCAGGUACGCUAUUCGCCAGAGACAACAAAGCCCCGUGGGAUGUACAAGAACUCCACCCACGUUGACACUACAUUCGGCUGCACUAGCUUCCCCGCACGCUUUCGUUUUGCUUGGCCACACAUGCUAACCCCCAGUUUCGACUCCACGACUCGCAAAAUCUCGGCUUGGUUGUCGACUGCCCAACCUCCCCGGUAG